Molecule: messenger RNA, 1140 nt
Organism: Tribolium castaneum (red flour beetle)
Lineage: Eukaryota; Metazoa; Arthropoda; Insecta; Coleoptera; Tenebrionidae
Exons: 3
Coding region: 201-1028 (275 amino acids)
Source: RefSeq, a predicted model, not a curated record
GUAUUGUUGACCCCUGGGGUACGGUUCGCCCCCAGUAACGCCAAACUCCACCAAUCAAUCAAACUUAAGUAACGCAACUUAAGUCAGACCCACGUGCCAGUCUUAAGUGUUUUAGGUGGGGGAGUAUCUAUAAAACACCUACCCUAAAGUGAACCGCUCAUUCUGAGAACGCGCACCGAGUGCAAGCCAAAGAAACGAAAAUGUGUGUUGGAAAAGUAACAAGUGGCAAGUUGCAGGGGCCCUUCGGGCCCCCCAAAACCGUGAAACUAGUCAACGAGAGUGGAAAAGUGCCCUAUCAAGAGGAUAUCCUCGCCCUUUCGACGUACUACACCAAAGUGGUGCUCUUCACCCUGGAUAAGUGGCACAAGUCCUUCCAGGACUCGAUUUGCUACAAAAUUCUGUUCCACACCACUCAACCAGCUCAUGUGAUAACAGCACUGGCUGUGAUAAUGGUCUCGCUCAUGCUCAUCCCUUCGGAACGCAAAGCUUCCCUCGAAUCCCCUCUGUGGUCGUUCAUCUACAUGGGCUCGUUCAGCGCCCACUUCGGGGCCCAGAUCUGGAUGACGUUCAUUUCCGGCCUGUCUCUCUACUUCGCCCUGCCGCGGCACACCUUCGGCAACAUCCAGAAAGUGUUAUUUCCAAAAUAUUUCCUCCUCAAUUCUAUUUUGAGUUUAAUAACACUUUACGUUUUUCUCCGCGCCCACAACUACCAUCUCAAGUCGACGGAGAUUGCAGUGCAGGUGGGGGCCAUGACCUUGUGUUUUUUGAUCGAGUUACUGAUCCGUCUGUACCUCACGCCCCCCUUGCUGAAGCUCAUGACGAUGAAAAACCGCAUCGAAGCGCAGGCUGGGGUCGGCAUGGAAAUCGGGAAGCUGGUGCCGGGCAAUUUGCUCAACUGCCCGCACUACAUGGCCAUACACAAGGCCUUCAGGAGGGUGCACAUGACCAUCGCCAUUGGGAACCUCGUCACCAUGGCCUGCACCAUGCUCCACCUCUACUACCUGUCCCAGAAGCUAUGUGUAUUGUAAAUUAUUAUUUAUUGUAAUUUAUGCGAAUACGACAGCUUUAUUUAAAGCGCCUAGUGAUAGCCUAUUUAUUGUUUUUGUAUUUAUCCUUUUGUAAUAAAGAGUAAAAAAUUAA